UCAUCAUCGUCAUCAGCAUCAGCAUUAUUAUUAACGAAUUCAGUAGAGAAUGGUAUUGGGUGAAACAUACAAACCGGUGACACCGACACGUGAUCCAUUGGUGAUACAAGACACACCACCAGCAAAGACAAUCAAAAAUGUAAACGACUCAUUUUUCAUCAAAUAUACAUUCUCAUUUUUGGCUGCCAGCUGUGCAGAGACGAUAACCUAUCCAUUGGAUCUAAUCAAAGGGCGACUGCAAAUACAGGGUGAAUUGGCAUUCGAACAGCAUGCUAAAACUAAGCGACAUAUUCCGAAACGUGGAAUGUUUGGCACUGCCGUCGGUAUUGUACAAGAAGAAGGUUUCCUACGAUUAUGGCAAGGUCUAUCACCUGCAAUUUAUCGUCAUGUUGUUUAUUCCGGUGUACGAAUGACAUUCUAUGAAUAUAUACGAGAAGAAUUAUUGGGUAAAAAUGACGAUGGUACCAUACCGUUGUGGAAAGCAUUAAUCGGUGGCACUGUAGCCGGUGUUACAGCACAAUUUUUGGCCAGUCCAGCCGAUCUGGUUAAAGUUCAGGUACAAAUGGAAGGCCGACGACGAUUACAGGGACUGGAACCACGUGUUCGUAAUGCAAGACAUGCAUUCAUGAAAAUUUACUACGAAGGUGGUAUACGUGGCCUAUGGAAAGGUUGGAUGCCAAAUUGUCAACGUGCUGCAUUCGUCAAUCUGGGUGAUCUAACCACAUAUGAUACGGCCAAACAUCUCAUAUUGAAACAUACAAAUAUGAAAGACAAUAUCUACCUGCAUGCAUUAUCAAGUGUAUGUUCUGGUCUGAUUGCUGCAUUAUUGGGCACACCAGCCGAUGUAAUCAAAACACGUGUUAUGAAUCAACCAACCGAUAGUAAUGGUCGUGGCCUUUUAUAUCGUUCAUCGAUGGAUUGCCUAAUCAAAUCGGUGAAAGGUGAAGGUUUCUUGUCCCUAUACAAAGGUUUUAUACCAUGUUGGAUUCGUAUGGGACCAUGGUCAUUAUUAUUCUGGCUAAGUUAUGAAAAAUUACGCAAAUUAUGGGGUGUAACGUCAUUCUAAAGCCAAAGUAAAAUGAAAAUCGACAUAAUCUCCACUCACCAUAUAUUGUAUCUUGCCAAUGCUAAAAACCAAAAAUGCCCUCGUCUUGAAUUUACUUUUCUUGUUGAAACAAUCUCUGAUCAGAACAAUCAAAUCGCAUAUAUCCAUUAGUUGCAGAACAUUAUCUCAUGUAUCUGUGCUAUAAAGAGAAUAAAUUUUCAAUUUUUUUUAGAAAACCAAA
Dermatophagoides farinae (American house dust mite) is the source of this 1286-nucleotide messenger RNA. RefSeq names its product Uncoupling protein 4A (gene Ucp4A). The record is from RefSeq and is a predicted model, not a curated record. NCBI's taxonomy places the organism in Eukaryota, Metazoa, Arthropoda, Arachnida, Sarcoptiformes, Pyroglyphidae.